AUGAAGUUUUCGACUCUUAUCAGUGUUGCCGCACUGACGGCUGGUGUGUCAGCUGAAUCCUCUUCAUCUUCAGCCUCUUACAAGAGCAGGACAUUUUCAACCGUUGAGCCUUCUGCAUCAGAAAUUUCUUUGCAAGCAUCCAAUGCCACUACCGGUCAUCAGACAUCUAGUGUCCAGGGUAAAGCAUUUGAUAGAUUUGUUGUCAUCUGGUUGGAGAAUACUGAUUACGACAAAGCUGCCGAUGAUUCGAAUAUGGCGAAGCUUGCAGAGCAGGGUAUCAUAUUAACCAAUUACUGGGCUUUGACACACCCAUCCGAACCAAAUUAUUUAGCUUCUGUGGGUGGUGAUUACUUCUCGUUAGACGACGAUAGAUUUAUCAGUAUGCCGGAAAAUGUUUCUAGUAUUGUCGACUUGUUGGACAAUGAUGGAAUCAGUUGGGCCACUUAUCAGGAGCAUAUGCCUUACAGUGGUUUUCAGGGUUUUAACUACUCUAAUCAGGAGACAUUUGCUAAUGAUUACGUUAGAAAGCAUCAUCCCCUUGUCUUGUAUGAUUCCAUUACCAAAAAUUCUUCUCGUUUGUCCAAUCUCAAGAAUUUCACUGAAUUUGAUAAUGAUUUAAAGAACGAGAAGUUGCCACAAUUCAUGAUCAUUACCCCUAAUAUGACUAAUGACGGACAUGAUACGACUAUCAAGUAUGCUGCCAACUGGUGCAAGGAAUUUAUCACACCUUUGUUGUCUAAUGAAUACUUUAUGAACAAUACUCUUGUUUUGUUGACAUUUGAUGAAAAUGACUCUUACUCCAUUAAGAACAAGGUCUAUAGUAUUCUUUUGGGCGGUGUCAUUCCAGAUGAACUUAAGGGAACAACAGAUAAUACAUAUUAUGAUCAUUAUUCUCAAAUCUCCUCCAUUGAGGCUAAUUGGGACCUUUAUCAUCUUGGAAGAAAUGAUAUUGACGCAAAUGUUUUUGAAACGGUUGCAAAUGCCACUAACAUCACUAAUGUUGAUGUUGACACUACAUUUAAAGUCAACAAUGAAACAUAUGUUGGUUACCUAGAUGAUGUGAACAUUGAUUUGCCAGCACCAAAUGUUUCUGCUACAAAUAUGAAUGGUAAGGGAAUUCUUCCAGCGAUUUCUUCUGUUUGGGCAUCACAGUAUGAGAAAGAGAUUUCUGCCUCGUAUUACACAUCUACGACUACUACUAUGUCAGCUAGCUUGACCGAUGCAGUUACUUUAACCUCGGCUGUCUCUAACUCGACCAAGACAGAGUCUGAUUCUGAAUCUGCUUCUGCUUCUGCUUCUGCUUCAAAGUCUGUCUCGCAGUCAACCACAAAAGAAAAUUCUACUUCAGGUACUGAGUCAUCUAGUUCUAAGGCCGGUGCUGCUACUUUAGGAGUUAAUAUUCUUUCUUCACUUUUUGUUUUGGUUGCAAAUUUGAUAUUAUAA
Molecule: messenger RNA, 1443 nt
Organism: Brettanomyces bruxellensis
Lineage: Eukaryota; Fungi; Ascomycota; Pichiomycetes; Pichiales; Pichiaceae
Exons: 1
Coding region: 1-1443 (480 amino acids)
Biological process (GO): phospholipid catabolic process
Molecular function (GO): hydrolase activity, acting on ester bonds
Source: RefSeq, a predicted model, not a curated record